Chroicocephalus ridibundus (black-headed gull) is the source of this 3555-nucleotide messenger RNA. It is a transcript of the gene CD276, whose product is annotated as CD276 molecule. Gene Ontology annotation, cellular component: external side of plasma membrane. Gene Ontology annotation, biological process: T cell receptor signaling pathway; regulation of cytokine production. The coding region runs from base 44 to 1162 and encodes 372 amino acids. The record is from RefSeq and is a predicted model, not a curated record. Gene Ontology annotation, molecular function: signaling receptor binding. NCBI's taxonomy places the organism in Eukaryota, Metazoa, Chordata, Aves, Charadriiformes, Laridae. The transcript has 8 exons.
CACCUCCGGCACGGGAGCUGAUUCCAUAUCCAUCACGUUCUGGAUGCGGGGGGUGCACCGGUCCCUUGGCCGGUGCCGGGCAGGUGGCAAACCCCCUCCUGCCUUUUAUGACAGGCUCAGGGUGCUUGUCCUGAGAGAGAAGACACCCCGUGAGGACGCCUGGGGCCGUGCUCGCUUCUGCUUUCUUACCCAGGCUUUGCUUGCGCCAAGGAUGCUCUGCCCGCUGCUUGCCCUGGGAGCGCUGGUGCUCAGCCUGGCAGGUGCCAUGGAGAUCCAGGUCCCAGAUGAGCCCGUGGUGGCUCUUUUCGGCCGAGACGCCACCCUGAGCUGCUCCUUUUCCCCUGAGGCCAACUUCAGCCUCGAUGACCUCAACCUCAUCUGGCAGCUGACAGACACCAAGCGCUUGGUCCACAGGUUCUCCGGUGGCCAGGACCAGCUGGCAGACCAGCUUGGGAGCUACACCAACCGUACGGCCCUCUUUUAUGAUCAGCUGGCCCAGGGCAACGUCUCCCUGCUCCUCCGACGUGUGGAGAUCUCAGAUGAGGGCAGCUUCACCUGCUUCGUUUGGGUCCGGGACUACAGCAGGGCAGCUGUGACAUUGCAGGUGGCAGCUCCGUACUCCAAGCCCAAUAUGAACCUGGAGCCCAACAAGGACUUGAAGCCAGGAGAUCUGGCGGUCGUGAGUUGCCAUGCUUCCCGUGGCUAUCCUGAGGCCAGUGUCCUCUGGCAGGACAGCCGGGGCAGCAACAUCACAGAAAAUGUCACCACAUCCCAGGUGGCCAACGAGGAAGGUCUCUUUGAUGUGCACAGUGUCCUCCAGGUGCUGGUGGAGCCCAGCAUCACCUACUCCUGCCUGGUGCGAAACCCAGUGCUGCAGCAGGAGACCCAGGCCUCUGUCACCAUCACGGGCCAACACCUCGCCUUCCCUGCUGUGGCUCUCUGGGUGACAGUGGGACUCGCCGUCUGCGUUGUGGGGCUACUUGCUGUCCUGGCGUACGUGUGCCAGAAGAAAAUCCGCGAGAGCUACGAGGAAGAGGAGGAAAAUGCAGGCAACGUGGCGGGGAUGGAGGAGCAAGACGAGGAGGGGGAAGGACCCAAGACAGCCUUGCAGCUGCUGAAGAGCUCGGAGAGCAAAGACGAUAACGAGCAAGAAAUUGAUUGACGGAAACUUGGACACCCCCAGCGGCGCCCUGUGCUCUGGACCAGCCGAGAUGUCUCUGGCAGGGAUGAGCUCCGGCUCCCCUGGGGAGGGCGCGGACCUUCUGCCACCCCUCGUCCCAGGCCCUGACACCCUCCUCCUUCCCCAGCCACGUCUUCGGGGCGCUCUGGGGCUGGAGAGAGGCUAUGUCUCUUUAUCCUUGGCGAGCCCUGAAGACCAGUGCAUCCUUCCCAUGGACGGGGUGCAUGGGGAGGAGGCUCCUCCUUGUCCGUCUGUCUGUCCCCACGCUGGGCUGAGAGCAACCAGGGUUGACUGUUCCCUCCAGCACCUUCUGUGCCUGCUCCUGCAUUGCUAUAGCUGAGCCAGCCGCCUUCCAGGUGCCUCCUAGGGCAAAUUUCGGUGCCUUUCCCAAGCCCAGAGGCCUUGAGAGGGAUGAUGGGCUCAGCAAGGUCCCUGGGAGCGAAAGAUGGAGCCCUGGAGGGGAGCCCUGGAGGCUCCAGGAAGAUGGAUGGGACCUGCAAGACCCCCAGGGGUGGGGGGACAGAGCUGGUGCUCUCGGCCCCAAUGGAUACACCGCUCUGGGGACAUAUGGGGACAAUUAUUUUUUUACAUUGCACCACUGUGGUUUAUAGAAUCAUAGAACGGUUUGGGUUGGAAGGGACCUUUAAAGGCCAUCAAGUCCAACCCCCCUGCAGUAAGCAGGGACAUCUUCAGCUAGAUCAGGUUGCUCAGACCCCCGUCCAACCUGACCUGGAAUGUUUCCAGGGAUGGGGCCUCCACCACCUCUCUGGGCAACCCAGGCCGGUGUCUCACCACCCUCAGUGUAAAAAAAUUUCUUCCUUAGUUUAAAGCCGUUGCCCCUGGUCCUAUUGCAACAGGCCCUGCUAAAAAGUUUGUCCCCACCUCUCCUGGAGCCCCUUUAGGGACUGGAAGGGGCUGGAAUGUCUCCCUGGAGCCUUCUCUUCUCCAGGCUGAACCCCCCCAGCUCUCCCCUCACGGCAGAGGGGCUCCAGCCCUCCCAGCAUCUCCGGGGCCUCCUCUGGCCCUGCUCCAACAGCUCCGUGUUUUUCUGCUGUUGGUGCCCCAGGGCUGGAGGCAGCACUGCAGGGGGGUCUCCCCAGCGUGGAGUAGAGGGGCAGAAUCCCCCCCCUCGCCCUGCUGCCCACGCUGCUGGGGAUGCAGCUCAUUGCCUGCUCAUGUCCAGCUUCUCAUCCACCAACACCCCCAAGUCCUUCUCGGCAGGGCUGCUCUCCAUCCCCUAGCCUGUGCUGAUACCGGAGUUUGUCCUGACCCAGGUGCAGGACCCUGCACUUGGCCUUGUUGAGCCCCAUGACGUUCACAGGGGCCCACUUCUCAAGCCUGUCCAGGUCCCUCUGGAUGGCACCUUGUCCCUCAGGCAUGUCACUGCUCCAUUCGGCUUGGUGUUGUCUGCAAAGUUGCUGAGGGUGCGCUUGAUCCCACUGUCUAUGUCACUGGUGAAGACACUGAACAGUACUGGUCCCAGUAUGGACCCCUGAGGGACACCACUUGUCACCGAUCUGCAUCUGGACAUUGGGCUACCCUCUGUAUGCGAGCAUCCAACUAAUUCCUUAUCCACGGAACAGACCGCCCAUCAAAUCCAUACUUCUCCAGUCUAGAGAGAAUGGUGUUGUAGGGGACAGAGUCAAAGGCCUUAACAAAAGUCCAGAUAGAUGACAUCCAUUGCUCUUGCCUUGCCCACCGAUGUAACCACUCCAUCAUAGAAGGCUGUGAGGUUGGUCAGGCACGACUUGCCCUUCGUGAAGCCGGGCUGGCUGUCUUGAAUCACCUCCCGGUCCUCCAUGUGGAGGAGCCUUAGCUUCUAGGAGAAUCUCUUCCAUGAUCUUUCCAGUCACAGAGGCGAGGCUGACACGUCGGUUCCCACUGAAUUUUUUAUUUUUGCCUUAAAUGCAAAAUCCCAUCGGGGCGGUUAUCCCCUGCCUCAAAUUAACUGGGGGUAUUUUUUGAGGUGGGAUGAAAGGCAGGGCAUGGGGGGACACACACACCUGCUGGCCGGGUGAAGCCCCCCUCUCCUCCCCAUGGUGACAAAGCUGAUGCAUUGGGGGCUAAAGCACUGAUGGGGACGAACCUAACCGGUGCAUGGGGUCGAGCCUUUGUGUUUCCCAUGGGGUCGGGGGUCUUUGCCUUGUGCGUGUCCUGUGGGUCUGCCCUCCACUGUGCAGUACCUGCAGGGUGCAUGGGGGCACCCAUGCUGCCGGGCUGAACAGGGUGGCCUGUCCCUUGUCCUGCUCCGGUGGGUGGAGAAGUCCUCACUGUGCCCUUUGAUGGCUCUGUUGCUGGUUUUCUUCGUUAUUUAAAAUCCAGAAUCUGAAGGGGGUUCUUGUGCCUUGACAAAUAAAUUCGGGGGUUGUUUUGGA